UUUUAUGUGGCUUGGAAAAACACUGAACACGUCAAAGGAUUUAGUUGUGUUUCUCAAAUCCCACAUCUCAAUACUAUGUACAAAUAUUAUCUUGUUGGAACCAUUUUUACAAAAAAAUUGCAAAAAAAUUGUUGUCACCAAAAACACACUCACUCAUUCUUUCUUCACACUGGCUUGGCUUCAAUAAUCUCUACACUUUUCAUAUUCACAAAUCAAUACAAACAUGAAAAAAGCAUUGCAAUCUUUUUCUAAAGUGGUGGCAUGGCAUAGAAAUCUAAGAAAAACAUUGCAUUUUCAUUCUUUUUCUUCUCCACCUUCUUGUACUUUUCUUGGCCCAAAUCUUCCUGAUGUUUGGGUACCCAAAGAGAACACUUCUCCUCAUACCCUUUUGCAAGAAAAUUUCCAAUGGACAAAUGAUGGCCGCAGUGCUGCAAUUCUUGAAGGUAAAACAAUUGCCAAACACAUAAAAAUGGAAGUGACUGAUGAAAUAAGUAGGAUGAAGAGUGAGAUUGGAAAGUUUCCUAAAUUGGCUGUGGUUUUGGUUGGUGAUAGAAGAGACUCUCACACUUUCAUUCAUAUUAAGUUGAAAGCUUGUGAUAAAGUUGGAAUUGAAACUGUGGUUUCUCAGUUGCCAGAAAAUUGCACUGAAAAUGAACUGCUUGAUGUUGUUUCUAGUUUCAAUGAUGAUCAAGAUGUGCAUGGCAUUGUUGUGCAACUCCCUCUACCUCAACAUCUCGACGAGGAAAGAAUUAUGAACAUUGUGAAUCCUGAAAAGGAUGUGGAUGGAUUUCAUCCUUUAAACAUAGGAAAUCUUGCAAUAAGAGGAAGAAAACCGUUCUUUAUCCCUUGUGCUUCCAAGAGCUGCAUUGAGUUGUUACUUAGUCAUGGUGUCGAAAUUCGUGGAAAAAGAGUUGUAAUAAUUGGAAGAAGUAAAAUUGCAGGGUUACCAACUUCCUUACUAUUGCAGAGGCACCACGCGACGGUCAGCUUGGUACAUUCGUACACAACGAAACCCGAAGAAAUAACGGCUGAAGCGGACAUUGUGGUCGCAGAUGUUGGAAUCCCUAAUGUUGUUCGUGGUAAUUGGAUAAAGAAAGGAGCUGUGGUCAUUGACUUGGGAACAAAUCAAGUUAAGGAUCCCAACAGCCAAGUGUUCCGUCUCACCGGAGAUGUUUGCUUUGAAGAAGCAGUCAAGGUGGCAUCGGCCAUUACCCCGGUUCCCGGAGGCGUAGGACCGGUUACAAUAUCAAUGCUCCUCUCCAACACGCUCGAUUCUGCGAAACGUGCGUUUGGAAUGGUUUGAAUAAAUUGGUUGUGUCUCCAUGCUAUACAAGUGAAUUAAUCAAACCAAUAUCAUCACAUUGCCUGAAUGGCCAAAUAUUCUUUCAUUGAGUGAGAGAAUGCAUUUUGUCACUUAAAAUUUCUUGAAUUUGUUGAUGCUAACUUACUAUAAGAUUUGUGACAUUUCAUGAAUAUACAUCCACAAAAAAGGGUCUGCAACUAGGCUCUUUUUUUUUUUUUUGCUUCAUUGUUUUGUUGGUUCAAACUCACCUCUUUCAACCACUAGUGAAGCGUCAACCCUUCUGAUCAAAGACGUGUGUGUCGUUCGGUAUCAACGUGUCAAUGUCGUUCGUUGUCUGUGUUUGUGUCAAUGUUUUGUAGCUUUCAACAACAAAAAAGACAAUAUGAAGGUGCAAUUUUGAUGGUUUUGCUCUUUAUGUUGUA
This is a messenger RNA of Cicer arietinum (chickpea), 1725 nucleotides long. RefSeq names its product bifunctional protein FolD 2-like. Lineage: Eukaryota; Viridiplantae; Streptophyta; Magnoliopsida; Fabales; Fabaceae. The record is from RefSeq and is a predicted model, not a curated record. Gene Ontology annotation, molecular function: methenyltetrahydrofolate cyclohydrolase activity; methylenetetrahydrofolate dehydrogenase (NADP+) activity. Gene Ontology annotation, biological process: tetrahydrofolate interconversion. Gene Ontology annotation, cellular component: cytosol.